UCAUAUUUUCAAUUAUUGAUCGGUAAGGUUAAGUGGUCGCCAUUUUGGCGUCUGGUUCCGCAGCAGACGUCAAACAGAUGUGUGUUUCUUGAAAAAUAAUAAGUCCCCCCAACGUCUUUCAAUUUUUAAACAUAAUGAGAAUGUUUCAUAAAGGAUCGGGAAUGCCUCCUGUGGCUCCAAUUGAAAAUCUGUUAUAUCGUUUGCGGAGAGCCGAUAAUGAACCGAAAGCGGAACAUUUUUAUUCACCAACACCUGAAACAAACCAAGCUAAAAAAGAAAAUAAUGAAGUUACCACUCAAAAUAUUACAGUCACGACAACAGAAGAAAACAUUAGCGUGAAAAUAAUGAAUGAAUUAUCAGAAAAAACACACAUACCAGUAUGGGGCAUUAUUAUGAUAUUAAUUGCUGUAGGAUUUUUAGUAUUGUGCAUAUGCUUUUGUUGUAUAAAACGAUGGUGCCGACGAAGGAAAAAAGAUACAAAGAAAGGUUUAAAAGGUGCAGUCGAUUUAAAAAGUGUUCAGCUGCUUGGAAAUGCGUACAAGGAAAAGAUUCAACCAGAUAUGGAAGAACUCCAAGACAAUAUGGAAGGUAAUGAAGGAGAUCAAGAGAGCGCAAAAUCUGAAGUUAAACUGGGACGUUUACAGUACAAAUUGGAUUAUGAUUUCAACAUAAAUAAUUUAGCUGUAACUGUGAUCCAAGCCGAGGAUCUUCCAGGUAUGGAUAUGUCUGGAACUUCAGAUCCAUAUGUUAAAGUAUAUUUAUUACCAGACAAAAAAAAGAAGUAUGAAACAAAAGUACACCGCAAAACUCUUAAUCCAGUUUUCAAUGAAACGUUUAAUUUUAAGAAUGUUCCUUAUUCAGAAAUUACCACGAAAACUCUUGUGUUUGCCAUCUUUGAUUUUGAUCGCUUCUCGAAACACGAUCAAAUAGGAGAAGUAAAAUUACCAUUGAAUACUGUAGACUUAGCGCAAACGAUUGAGGAAUGGCGAGAUCUGACAAGUGUGGAAGGAGAACAAGGACAGGAAAACAAGCUUGGAGAUAUAUGCUUUUCUUUGCGGUACGUGCCAACAGCUGGAAAGCUAACUGUUGUUAUAUUAGAAGCAAAAAAUUUGAAAAAGAUGGACGUUGGGGGACUUUCAGAUCCAUAUGUUAAAAUUGCUCUGAUGAUGAACGGAAAAAGGGUUAAGAAAAAGAAAACAAGUAUCAAGAAAUGCACACUAAAUCCUUACUAUAAUGAAUCGUUCACAUUUGAAGUACCAUUCGAGCAAAUACAGAAAGUACAUCUCGUAGUUACAGUGGUUGACUACGACCGAAUUGGUACAUCUGAACCUAUCGGAAAAGUUGUUUUGGGUUGCAAUGCUGCGGGAACAGAAUUACGCCAUUGGAUGGACAUGCUGGCAUCACCCAGACGGCCGAUUGCUCAGUGGCAUUCUCUCAAAGAUCCCACUGACGGUAACGAUAAUUAAAACUAGUUAAAACAAAAAGUACAUAGAAUGAUCUAUUGAAAUCAUUAUUGUAAAAAAGGAAAACUAAAAGUGUUAUAUAAAAAAAGAAUUGUACGUCUACACAAGUGGUGUCAACAAAUCCAAAAAUUAUUUAAAUAUGUGUAUUACGUGUGAAUGUGCAUGUGUGCAUGUUUAUUGUUGUUAUUGACACUAAGGCCCAGCAAGUCCACUUUUAUAGUGUUCUAUAUAUAUACAUAUCAAGCUUUGUUGUAGAUUGAAUGAAUGGUGCUGUCUUAGUAAUUAUAAUAAUUGUUUAUUUAUGAAAGAAAACAAAAACAUAUUAACUGAAGUGUGUUCACAUAACUUUGUAAUAAUUCUAUUUUGCACUGGAUAUGAGUAUUAUUAUUAUUAAUUAUUAUAAUUAUUGAAAUCACUAAAUUCCUAUUAUUAGAUUGUAGUAGUUUUUCGACAAGGAUCAUAAACAGUAUUUUUUUUAAUUUUUAAAUAUAGCCCAGUGAGUUCUGGUAUCUGUCCAGACAGGGCCGGCCUUAUGUCCCGUUGGGUUCUAGACAAGAAAACAAUGAAGGUCUUUUAUAAUGAAAUGUUAAAAAGAGUAUUAUUAUAUUAUAUAUAUAUAUAUAGAUAUAUAUAAUCAAACUGAAAUUUUUAACUUUACUACGCAAAAUGGGUAUUUUGUAACUCAGAUGAAGCCUCCGGAAAUGUAAAAAAUCUCUGGCCUGGGUGGCUAUUUUACUUGUCUUGCCUAAAAGGCCGGCACUGUGUCCAGGAAUCAGUUUAGGAAAGAAAAAUAAUUAAUACAAUUUUACAAACAGGUAUCUUUCUACGAAGUAUUUGUAUGUCAGAAUUAUUAAUUCCUUUUUAUUAUACAGAUUUUUAAGAACAAAAGAUGAUAAAUUCCUUUAUAAAAAGAAAACUUAACAAUAACUUGCCAUCUAUUUUACAAUUUAU
This is a messenger RNA of Centruroides sculpturatus (bark scorpion), 2414 nucleotides long. RefSeq names its product synaptotagmin 1-like. Gene Ontology annotation, biological process: cellular response to calcium ion; regulation of calcium ion-dependent exocytosis; synaptic vesicle endocytosis. The transcript has 10 exons. The coding region runs from base 135 to 1466 and encodes 443 amino acids. Gene Ontology annotation, cellular component: dense core granule; synaptic vesicle membrane; axon. Gene Ontology annotation, molecular function: syntaxin binding; clathrin binding; calcium ion binding. The record is from RefSeq and is a predicted model, not a curated record. NCBI's taxonomy places the organism in Eukaryota, Metazoa, Arthropoda, Arachnida, Scorpiones, Buthidae.